Molecule: messenger RNA, 423 nt
Organism: Metarhizium brunneum ARSEF 3297
Lineage: Eukaryota; Fungi; Ascomycota; Sordariomycetes; Hypocreales; Clavicipitaceae
Source: RefSeq, a predicted model, not a curated record
AUGAAGUAUUCCGCUGUCGCUGCUAUCGUCUCUUCGGCGGUUGCCGUUUCUGCCUCUCCCGUUGAAAAGCGUGCCAUUGGAGGUGUCUUGCUUUGCACCGGCGCCAACUCCACCGGCACUUGCAAGUAUUCUGUGUACGAGCUCAACAAGUGCCAUCAACUCACGGAGCCAUUUUACCAGAACACCAAUACCUUUGCCGUCGAUGGUGAAAAUUUCUACUGCUUCCCCAAGCUCGUCAACUGCACCGACAUCUGUACGAGCCCUACUGGCUGCACAUUUGGAGCCGUCGACUACAGUUACGAACACAAGUACAACCUGAGCGCCAUUUCUUGGGACAAGUACAUUACCAGUUUUCAGUGCGGCAUGAAGCAGGACCCGCAAACAAAUAACAACGGCUCCUCGUCCAAGCGGUUCCUGUCAUGA